Messenger RNA from Penicillium vulpinum, 813 nucleotides. RefSeq names its product VOC family protein. NCBI's taxonomy places the organism in Eukaryota, Fungi, Ascomycota, Eurotiomycetes, Eurotiales, Aspergillaceae. The transcript has a single exon. The record is from RefSeq and is a predicted model, not a curated record. Bases 1 to 813 code for a protein of 270 amino acids.
AUGUCUCGCCAAACUGAUCUAUUGCCUACCCUUGACCACAUUGUCAUUCUCGUGUCGCAUGAUACCCUCCUGGGGUUGUCUGAACGGCUCCGAGAUAUCUUUAUUGUUGCUCCUGGCGGGACUCAUGCAGAUGGACUUACAUCGAACAAGCUAGUGUUUUUCCAGGAUGGGGUUUAUAUUGAAUUCAUCGCAUUUCAUGACAAUAUCGAUCAUGAGCGGCGCAAGAAGCAUCGCUGGGGAACUCUCAAAGAAGGCUCUAUCAUCGACUGGGCAUUUACGUAUCCUCCUGGUCGCGAUUUCAGUCCCACCAAGCAACGAGUCUUGAACGCCGACACAGGCUUCUUGUAUGGGGAGCCAGCAUUCGGGGGACGCAAGAGAGAAGACGGAACGAUACUGGAGUGGAAAAUUAGUGCGCCAACAGAUGCACUUGGUAGCCCGAUUUCGCCUGGCUGGCUGCCUUUUUGGUGUUUAGACAAAACACCCAGAGAAUUACGCGUUCCUUAUGAGGUUGAACCGGCCUUGACUCAGCAUCCCUCCGGCGUGCAUGGUGUUGCUUCAUUGUCAUUGUUUGUUCCCGAGAAAGAUCUCUCAAAUCUAGGAAAGACAUACGCAUCGAUAUACGAUGAAACUCCAACGAUUUCGGAUGAUCAAGGUUGGGAAUAUGAGGUUCCUUCAGGGUCAGCCACUGGAAGGCACAUUAUAUCUUUGUUGAGAUAUGAAGAAAGUCCAGAGGUGACUAUCAAGUUAGCUUUGGAGGGCCCCAAGUGCGGCAAGGUCGAAAUUCUCCCAGGGCUUGAGAUUGAUAUUGAGUAG